AUGUGCAUUGCAACCUCACCCAGCACCUUCAACCCCGCAAGAGCCGCUGCUCAGGCACAAUACCCUGCAGUCUCUGCGCUCAGCUUCAAAUCGAGUGCAGAUUCACUUUUCCGUAUCGCCGCGGGCGACGAGGCUGCAGCUUCGCCUGCAGCUACACAGGAUUGCAAUGAGCCCGCAGCUCCUACAUGGGCCAUGCAGAGCCCUGUGACCAUGGGCAAGUUUGCAACGUCACAAUCGGUGCCGACCCAGGUCAACUCGACCGUUCAGUCAUCUCGGAACUCACCAGAGCCGGCGCAGACUGAUCGCCAGGGCCACUAUGUUGGCCCAGCAUCUGGGGCUUCAUUCCUUCUACGUCUGCAGCACAAACUGCAAGUUCCACCUUUGGCUUCGUCUUCUGAAUUAUCCAUCUUCACAUUUGGAGAUCAGCCGCUACCCGAGAUCAAGUCGAGGUUCAUCAUUCUCCCGCCACGAGCCAAGGCGGAUGCGAUGCUCUGCCGCUAUUUUGAGUACUCCGCCGCAACGCACCGCUUCUUGCAUCGCGCCACAGUCGAGGGAUGGUUGGCAGAAUUAUAUGAGACCGAAGGCCUCAUGAGAGACCAGAGUGAUGCGGGUAGUCGAACAGCAGUGAUCUUCCUGGUCUUUGCCUUUGCCUUGAAUUACACGCCCCAGGCCAAGUCUGGCAUAAUUGAUCCCGCAGCGAGUGCUCGGUUCUUCGCUGCCGCUGAAGACCAACUGAGCACUGAAAAGGGAGUAAUUCGCCUGAGCAGUGUCCAGGCGAGGCUGGCGCAGUGUCUGUACCUGCUUUCACAUUCAAGAAUCAACCAUUGCUGGAGUCUCUUUGGGACGACUUCACAUUUAAUGGUUGCUCUGGGUAUGCAUCGAAGAUCGCGUGUCGACCAGCACGGGCGGACUAGCCAUAUCGAGCUCGAGUGCCGUAAGAGAACCUUCUGGUGCGCAUAUAACAUUGAUACGUACCUGAGCGCGGCGCUGGGUCGCCCGCGGUCCUUUCACGACGAAGAGAUCGACCAGGAAAUCCCAUCAACUAUUGACGAUGCGUGGAUUACUCCGGAUCGGUUCUUGGAUCUGCCCUUUCCCAGCGAUCGCAUCCGACCGCCACCUAUGGAAACACAGUAUGAGUUAGCCAAACAGUAUUCGAAAGAGAUCAGCGCAUGGCGCAAGACCAUCGCUUACCUAGUCGACAAUCUCGGCCCCGGUUGGUCUCUGAUGCAACCCAUUUUCUUCCGACAAAGCAAUACUCUGAACAUGGCGUGUUGGCACGCUCAGCUCCUCGUACAUCGGCCCUUUCUGCUCCGGAACUUUGCAAGCUUGGCAGACUUGGGAGCUACUCGUCGAAGCAGGACGCCACACAACGCAGAGAAGACAGAAGAGAAUAUUCGUUUGUGUCUAGAGGCCGCUAUGAACAUCGUCAGCCUCGUUGACAGCCUUAAAUCGCAAGAUAAGCUGUACAGCACACUUUGGUUUACACACUAUUUUGCCUUCUCUGCCGUUGUGAUACUCUACGUAUUUACCAUUCAGGAGCGCCACGAACCGUCGCAUGUGUACCUGCCGGCUUUCAACGCGGCGACCAAGUGCCAGCAGCACCUGUCAUCCAUAGCCAUGCCUGGAUCGUUGGCGGAGCGGUACGGAGUUGUCUUGCAGGAGCUACGCUUAGAGAUCCUACGACACCACAGUGGUAUCCAGACCUCUGCUCUCGGGGCUGGGAUUGAUGUUCAACAAGGCGGUGAUACGACCGUUGAUACUUACCGAGCCAUACAAGAGCCCAUCAGCCAGGUUUCGGUCACACUGGGCGAACAUGGCAUGGGCCUGGCCAGUGGUGUUUCAAAUGUUGAUCAGUUAUCUGUAGCAACUGGCGUGGGCUUCGGGAUGACGGACUCCGAUCCCGGGAGCUCCGUCACGGAGAUGAUAGGAUGGGAACAGUUCGAAUCCCUUGAGAGUCUAGUUUACGAAGCCGCCAGCGCCAUCUAA
This is a messenger RNA of Thyridium curvatum, 1986 nucleotides long. RefSeq lists its product as uncharacterized. Gene Ontology annotation, cellular component: nucleus. The coding region runs from base 1 to 1986 and encodes 661 amino acids. Gene Ontology annotation, biological process: positive regulation of transcription by RNA polymerase II; DNA-templated transcription. The record is from RefSeq and is a predicted model, not a curated record. Gene Ontology annotation, molecular function: zinc ion binding; sequence-specific DNA binding. The transcript is spliced from 7 exons. Lineage: Eukaryota; Fungi; Ascomycota; Sordariomycetes; Thyridiales; Thyridiaceae.